This is a messenger RNA of Trichosporon asahii var. asahii CBS 2479, 834 nucleotides long. RefSeq lists its product as uncharacterized. The coding region runs from base 1 to 834 and encodes 277 amino acids. Gene Ontology annotation, molecular function: prephenate dehydratase activity. NCBI's taxonomy places the organism in Eukaryota, Fungi, Basidiomycota, Tremellomycetes, Trichosporonales, Trichosporonaceae. The transcript has 3 exons. The record is from RefSeq and is a predicted model, not a curated record. Gene Ontology annotation, cellular component: cytoplasm. Gene Ontology annotation, biological process: L-phenylalanine biosynthetic process.
AUGUUCAGAUCACUCGCGACAGCUAUGAGCAAGCGCAUGGCCUACCUCGGCCCGGCGGGGACAUAUGGCGAGCAGGCAGCCAAGGCUUUCCUCGCCCGGUUGCCCGACAAGAACGUCGAGUUGGUCCCUUGCCCGAACAUCCGAGCUGUCUACGACGAUUCGGCAGAGUACCGCGUCCUACCGCUCGAGAACACGCUGCAGAGCGCUGUCAUCGAGACUGUCGAUGCACUGCUGAGCACGCUCGGCCAGGCGAAGCAGGCGAACGGCUCCACAAGACCAAGAUCAGCAGUCGCCGACACUGCGCUCCAGAUCUCACACCAGCUCGUCGGACUCAAGGGUGCAACCCUCGCCGACAUAACGCACGUUCGAUCACACGAGCAGGCCCUGGGCCAGUCGGCAUCGUGGCUCAGCGAGCAUCUCCCGAAUGCCAAGCGGGAGCCCUGGUCGAGCACGGCUGCGGCCGUCGCGAGUAUCAUGGAGGAGGGCGACAAGAGCGGUGCAGCCAUCUGUUCCAAGUCGGCAUAUGAGAACGACAAGAACAGGCUCGAGCGCCUCGCGGACGGGACGCAGGGAGAUCCCACGCCAAAGUCGGACGUGACCGUCAGCUUCUACGCUGUGCCGGAAUCUCGACUGAUCCAGGACGUGAAGGGUGAGCUGGUUGCCGCCCACUCACGGCCAGCUCCGCAGGGUUGGCGUUCGGAGACGCGCACAUCACGAAGAGCGUGGCCGGUUUGGACACUGGUCGAAGUGAGAGGUGACGCCCCCGCGCCGUCAGAUGCUGUCUGGCUGGGAACAUUCAAAGAGGAUCCCUCGACAUACCAGCGACUCCUCUAG